AGGACUUAGAAAGCUGGCCACUUCCCAUCAUGCACCGGGGCAGCGGCUGUUUCCCGUCGUGCCCCGCGCGAGUAUAGAAGGCGUUUUCCCAUGAUCCUCCCUUCCUCUUCGCCGCCGGAGUUGCCUGCGAGGGAGCUGCAGCCGCCAUCAUGAAGGUCGAGCUGUGCAGCUUCAGCGGGUACAAGAUCUACCCGGGCCAUGGGCGCCGCUACGCCAGGACGGAUGGCAAGGUUUUUCAGUUUUUGAAUGCAAAAUGCGAGUCUGCAUUCCUCUCCAAGAGAAACCCCCGUCAGAUCAACUGGACUGUUCUAUACAGGCGGAAGCACAAGAAAGGACAGUCGGAAGAGGUACAAAAGAAACGUACACGCCGUGCUGUCAAGGGCCAUAGGGCAAUCACAGGAGCCUCUUUGGCUGAAAUAAUGGCCAAGAGAAAUCAGAAGCCUGAGGUGCGGAAAGCUCAACGGGAGCAGGCCAUUAGAGCUGCCAAGGAAGCAAAGAAGGCUAAACAGGCAACUAAGAAGACUGUACCCUCCACAACAAAGGCACCUACAAAGGCUGCACCAAAGCAAAAAAUUGUGAAGCCUGUGAAAGUUUCUGCUCCUCGUGUUGGUGGGAAACGCUAACUUGUGCUGAUUUGGUUACAUUAAAUCAAUUUUUGACUAAACUAA
Messenger RNA from Sceloporus undulatus (fence lizard), 668 nucleotides. RefSeq names its product ribosomal protein L24 (gene RPL24). The record is from RefSeq and is a predicted model, not a curated record. The coding region runs from base 150 to 623 and encodes 157 amino acids. Gene Ontology annotation, molecular function: mRNA binding; structural constituent of ribosome. The transcript has 6 exons. Lineage: Eukaryota; Metazoa; Chordata; Lepidosauria; Squamata; Phrynosomatidae. Gene Ontology annotation, biological process: cytoplasmic translation. Gene Ontology annotation, cellular component: cytosolic large ribosomal subunit.